AUGCAUCAAUUCGCGGUUCACACGUUCCGCCGCUCCGCCGACCGUUGGAUGCCGCUCAAGCUCGUCUUCUGCCACGCCAACGCUGACGUGUGCCAGCAGUGGUCGGACCGCAUCCUCUCGCUGCUGCGCGCCGACCCGGAGCGCCCUAGGAGCCUCUUAGUGUUCGUGAACCCUAUUGGCGGGCGGAAGAAGGGAUUAAAGACAUGGGAGGCGGUUCGACCCGUGUUCGAUCGCGCAGGAGUCGCCGUGCAGGGCGGCGACGGGCUGUUCAACGAGGCGCUCAACGGGCUCGCGAGGCGGCGCCAUCGCGCCUUUCCGUGCGUGCGCCCCGCGCGCUUGCGCCUCCCGCCGCCCUCCACCGCCCCAUGCGGUGCUGGCAGAAGCGGGAGCGAGAGGGGAAGGAUUAGGAGCGCAGGGAAGGAGGACUGUGGAUCAGAGUUGGCUAGGUCGGUCAAGGACAACGGUACAGACACAGGGGGUUUAAGAUUAGGAGGUGGAUUGGGAAUAGGAGGCGGUUUGGGAGCCGAUUCGGGGUCAGGAGGCGAUUUGGAGCAGCUGCCAGCGUGGCAGGGCGCCACGACAGCAGAGAAAGAAGAAGAGGAGAGGGAGGAGGAGGAGGAGGAGGAGGAGGAGGAGGAAGAGGGGGGAGAGGAGAAUGCAGCGCAGGAGCGUGUAGUUGUUUCAGAUGGCGACACUGCUUAUGCUGAUGAUGUUGGCGCUGCUGGUGGUGCAGGUGUUGGCCCCGCAGGUUCGGACCGAGCCUGCGCUCCAGGUUUGGUGAGGAAGCUGACGCUCGGCAGGUUUUGCAGGCAGGAGAGCGAGUUGGAGGCGGCAGGUGCAGUGAACCUGGACAUGGGCAGCGCAGGGCAACCAUGUGAAGGAAAAAAGAGAGGAGACGGGAAGGAGAGCGGAGAGGAGAGAGGAGGGGAGGACGAGGAGGAGGAGGAGGAGGGGGAGGAGGGAGGAAGGGAGGGGAGGAAGCGAGUGGGGAGCAAGGGGUGGUUGGCUGCUGCGGGGUUGAAUUUGAACAACUGGCGACGCAAUAAUGACAAGGGCACACACACAUUCGGGCAAACCGGCGGGGGGCAUGCUGACGUGGACGGCGAUGAUUCGCCGAGAGGAGGCGGCAGGGGUUUGGACAUCCCUGCAGGGUUAAAUACUCCUGGUUUAGAGACUCCUGGUGUCUUUAAUUUCCAUGAUGGCCUUAAUACCCCUGCUGGAUUAAAUACUCCUGCCGGGUAUGGGUAUGACACUCCUAAAGGCUACUAUGCGACUCCUAAAGCCGGAUCGUACUAUGAGACUCCUAAGCCUGGUAGUGGCGGCUCGGAUGGGUAUUAUUUCCCGACUCCCAAGGAGGGGGGCGGCGGGGCGAAGGGGUUUUACGAGACGCCCAAGGCGCAGCAGGCUCGGCGCAGCUUCGGUCGAAGCAGUUUUGGUCCGGGGGUCAGGAAUGCAACGUUUUUGAGUGACUGGGGGACGGUGCGCGAGGGGGAAGAGGGGGAGGAGGAGGAAGGUGGGGAAGGGGAGGAGAGGGCAGGAGUGGGGGAGUGGGGAAGGGGAGUGGAUGAGUGGAGGGAGGGAGGAUUUGGGGAGGAUGGCGGAGUGGGGUUGUGUCUGCCUAGGAGGCUGAGGAUUGGGAUUAUUCCUGCUGGGUCGACUGACUGCAUUGCCAUGAGGUACGGAUUCUAUGGCGCGGUGACAAAGGAGAGUGAGACGCUGAGGUGGAUGGGACCUGCCAGAUACGACUAUGCAGGGUUUAUGACGUACAUGCGCCACAGGUCAUACGAAGCAGAGGUUUCAUUCGCCCACGUGCCUGAGCCAGACCGACUCUCCAUGCACACAAGAGGGUCGUACGAAGCAGAGGUGUCAUUCUUCCACGUGCCUGAGCCAGACCUACCGUCCAUGCACAGAAAAAGCCCCACGACCCGUGCAGAAAUCUGCACCGCUGGAUGCUCGGUAUGCGCCAACGGCCAGGAUCUCUCGCUGCUGACGCGAUCUGCCCUGGGAUUCGAGGCCAGAGGCCCAUCGCAGUCAGCUGUGGGUCUGGCCUCCCUUCUCACCCCUCUCAACCGCACUACUGGUGAUUCUGCUGCUGUGGAUGCUGCUCCUGAUGCCGCUGCUGUUUCGCCUUCCUAUCACCCUCCUCCCGCCGCUCCUGAUGCUGCUGCUGCUACAGCCACAGAAGCUGAUAAGCACAGGCUCUUCUCACCUCCUCCCCUAGAAGCUGCUGAUGCUGACGUGGCAGCGGCGGAUUCGCCGCAGCCGCUGACCUGGGACGAGGCGACGCCAGGCUGGCGCACCGUGAGAGGCCGGUUUCACAGCGUGGGCGGCGCGGUGAUCUCUUGCCGCAAUGACAAGGCGCCAGAUGGCGUCGCGGCACACGCCCACCUGGCGGAUGGGAAUCUCAACCUCAUCAUGAUCCGCGAGUGCUCACCGUUCACAUUCAAGGCCAUGGGGGCACAGCGCUUUUCGAAUGUGGAUGACCAACUGGUGGAGGCGAGUGAGCUGUUGGUCCAGACCCCAGCGUUCACAUUCAAGGCCAUGGGGGAGCAGGGCUUUUGGAAUGUGGAUGGUGAACUGGUGGAGGCGAGUGAGCUGUCAGCCCAGGUGUUCCGAGGGAUGGUGGACAUGUUUGGCAGUGGACCGGAUGUGUGA
Molecule: messenger RNA, 2655 nt
Organism: Closterium sp. NIES-65
Lineage: Eukaryota; Viridiplantae; Streptophyta; Zygnematophyceae; Desmidiales; Closteriaceae
Source: the annotation of a GenBank genome assembly